Messenger RNA from Lobosporangium transversale, 396 nucleotides. RefSeq lists its product as hypothetical. The record is from RefSeq and is a predicted model, not a curated record. The transcript has a single exon. NCBI's taxonomy places the organism in Eukaryota, Fungi, Mortierellomycota, Mortierellomycetes, Mortierellales, Mortierellaceae. Bases 53 to 319 code for a protein of 88 amino acids.
UUCUAUUCUUUUCGUAUUCUCAGACAAUCGCAGGCUGUGCACCUUCCUUGACAUGAAGGAGUUGCACUCGCAAAGGCAAUCGACUCGCGUGACUUUUUUGUUAUCCCAAACAAGCUUCUUUAAAGUCCUGGCCUCACAACUCCAAAAAUUUAUCGGUUUCCAUUUGUUGGUGAUUUUCUACGCGCAUGGAGAGAUGACUUUGAGAAGUGGUAUUCAUAUUCCUUCCACGCCAUAUGCUUUUGUUACGUCCUGGUUGUACAUAUAUGUAUUUUUUUUUAGUUCUGAGGAUGCGUACACACAAAGGAAUGAAGGGAUGUGACGGAGGUGUAUUCCCAUAGAAAAAGCUGAUGUUUGCUGUCCUUGGUGGUUAUUUUGCGCCAUUCUGUAAAUAUAGCC